AUGGCAGCCGCCGCCGGUGCCGGUGCCAUUAACUCCGGCCUACGAUCUCUUCUUCUCAAUACUACCCUUAGACCUUUCACUUCAUCUUUCUUGAGAAAAUUACCACUACCCACAUACCUUUUUCUCCCCAAUACCCCUUCCCACCACAACUUUUCCCAUCGACCCUUUUGCUCUAUCUCACCAUUGACGACAUCCCAAGAAGACAAUUUUAGCAAUCCGAACAGUAUAUCACGACCCAAUGUUUUACACAUUCUUGAAGAAAGGGGGUUAUUGGAAUCAGUGACUAGCGACUCACUUCGCUCCGUUUGUUCCGACCCGAAUUUGGGUCCGUUGAAAGUGUAUUGUGGGUUUGACCCAACUGCUGAAAGCUUACACCUUGGUAAUCUUUUGGGUAUAAUUGUGCUUUCUUGGUUUUUACGUUGUGGGCAUAAUGCUGUGGGGCUUAUUGGAGGUGCUACGGGUCGGAUUGGUGACCCGUCUGGGAAGAGUUUGGAGCGACCCGAGCUUGAUUUAGUGACGUUGGAGAAGAAUAUAUCUGGGAUUGCUGGUAUUGUUAAGAAGAUUUUGGUUUGCUCACCAGGUGUUUGUGAAAAUGCUGGAGAGGUACAAAUUUUGAAUAAUUAUGAUUGGUGGAAAGAUGUGAAGUUUUUGGAUUUUUUGAGGAACGUGGGGAGGUAUGCUAGAGUUGGGACUAUGAUGUCGAAGGAAAGUGUGAAGAAAAGGUUGGAAAAUGUAGAGCAAGGGAUGAGUUAUGCUGAGUUUACGUAUCAGCUUUUACAAGGUUAUGAUUUUGUGCAUUUGUAUGAAAAGGAAGGUGUCAAUGUGCAAAUUGGUGGUAGUGAUCAAUGGGGUAAUAUCACUGCUGGUACUGAUCUUAUUCGUAGGCUUAUAGGAAAAUCAUCUGAAAAUGGAGCUGUUGUUGGCAAUGUUCCGGUUGUUUUUGGGCUUACUUUUCCAUUGCUUCUCAAGAGUGAUGGUACCAAGUUUGGAAAAUCAGAAGAUGGUGCAAUUUGGCUAUCUGCUUCACUUUUGUCGCCAUAUAAGUUCUAUCAAUACUUUUUUACGGUCCCAGAUGAUGAUGUACUGAGGUUUCUUAAGAUUCUUACUUUUCUGAGCAUUGAAGAGAUUGCAGAGCUGGCGAAGGAUAUGGGAAAACCAGGAUAUGUUCCUAACACAGCUCAGCGUAGGCUGGCCGAGGAGGUUACACGGUUUGUUCAUGGACAAGAGGGAUUGGAAGAGGCUCUAAAGGCUACAGAGGCUUUGAAGCCUGGAAAUGCUGCUACCAAAUUGGAUUGGAAAACAAUUGAAGGUAUUGCAGCUGAUGUUCCAUCUUGCUCCAUGAAUUAUGAACAGGUGUUAAACAUACCAAUUUUGGAUCUUUAUGUUUCCAGUGGUUUGCUUGAAAGCAAAUCAGCUGCACGACGAAUGCUUAAGCAAGGGGGACUUUACUUGAACAAUGUCAAAGUUGAUAGCGAGAGUAAGAAGAUUGAGGCAGAUGACAUUGUGGAUGACAAAGUUAUCCUUUUGUCUGCCGGGAAAAAGAACAAGAUGGUUGUUAGAAUAUCCUGA
Molecule: messenger RNA, 1569 nt
Organism: Solanum stenotomum
Lineage: Eukaryota; Viridiplantae; Streptophyta; Magnoliopsida; Solanales; Solanaceae
Product: tyrosine--tRNA ligase, chloroplastic/mitochondrial-like
Exons: 1
Coding region: 1-1569 (522 amino acids)
Biological process (GO): tyrosyl-tRNA aminoacylation
Cellular component (GO): cytosol; chloroplast stroma; mitochondrion
Molecular function (GO): ATP binding; RNA binding; tyrosine-tRNA ligase activity
Source: RefSeq, a predicted model, not a curated record